AUGGCGGUACCAGAGGAUUCAGAGGCUGGGGGUUGGUAUAUAGGGAUCAUCUCUUUCCUUCUUUUCAUCUUCACAGUCUCAGGUGCCAUCUUCUUAGUUCUGUACAUGAUCCAACCUACAUCCAUAACCCAUUCUUGGUACCCUGUUAUCGGUGGUGCUCUAGUUUGCUUCCCAUGGUUCUUCUGGUUCCUCACAUUGCUUUACCGGAUUGUUUCACGUGCUUGUGGGUUUAGAAUGUCUUGUUUUGGUACCUCUGGUGUUGAUCACCCUGAUGAAGUUAUUCCUUCUGGUGUUAGUGCUGUUAAUAAUGCUAGUAUAGGCACUAAUAACGGUGUCGUUGAUGGCGGGAAUCCCGUUAUUGGUGAUUUGGAAAAUCUGAACGGGAACGAGAAUGGAAACGAGAAUGAGAACGGAAACAGAGCGUCUGGGGUUAGAUUACAGCCAGGAAGUCCAAGACGGGUUCAUUUUGGAGGGGUAGUGGUAUUAGGCGAGGAUGACGAUGGUGGUGGUGGUGCCGUUGGAAACCAAGAAAGCCCUAAGUCGUUGUCAUCAUCAUCGUCAUCAUCAUCAUCUUCAUCGAGCUGUGAUGAGAGUGAAAUGCCUCUGAAAUUGUGUAUGGCCUCUUGA
Spinacia oleracea (spinach) is the source of this 627-nucleotide messenger RNA. RefSeq lists its product as uncharacterized. The record is from RefSeq and is a predicted model, not a curated record. Lineage: Eukaryota; Viridiplantae; Streptophyta; Magnoliopsida; Caryophyllales; Amaranthaceae. The transcript has a single exon. Bases 1 to 627 code for a protein of 208 amino acids.